CCCCGCUUCUGAAAUGACUAUAAAAGCUUCCCCCUGUGACUCACACUUUGAGAUCUCCCCACGGACAGAAGACGGAUCCAUUGGCCAGACGCCACGCCACGAGGACGCCUCUGCCAUUGGUUCAGUUACACCCCGGCAUAUGCAGCUGAAAACAGAAACUUUCUGUGAUGUGCUAUCAUUAUCCUCCUGUGAUGGUGAUAUUAAAUUGUGCACAAUGGCAAGAAAAGCAAAGAGACCAAACCGACUGACUACUGUGAUAAGAGAGAAAAUCCUGAAGUGAACAGGACUACAGUGGGAUUGUGACAUUUUAAUGAUAGUUUAGAAAUACAAAAAUGUCUGAAGUGGAGAUAGUCAGUCUUCUAUUCCUUCUCUUUCUGUGUGAAUAACAGUCACCUGAUGGAAGCAUAAGGUCAAGUCUCAUAUAUUUGCAACCCAGGGAGCUGGAGGACUGAAAAGAAAAAAACACAAGUUGCAAGUCAGAGGUAGUUCAUCGUAAUUGUCCUGCAGUUCAAGAGCACACUGUGUCAUCUGGCCACAUAGUCUGAGGAGAAAUAUUUAUUAAUAUGUGGGAGCGACUGCAAGACUUUUAUGUGUCUGCACAAGGACAGAAAAAUCACCUCCAGCAAACUCAAAGCUAUUAAAAUUUCCUGGGUCAUGCAAAUGAUACAAUGAUGACACUAAAUGUUCAGAUCGUCUUUGCCCUCCUUUGCUGCAUGAUUUUUCUUCCUACGGAUGGCUUCCCAGCAGACACCAGUGCUGAAUUCCGCUCUGCUUUCUCUGUGGCCAGAACCAGCAGCAUGGAAGGGAGCUCUGAGAUGGUGAUUACCUUUGACAAAGUGUAUGUGAAUAUUGGCAAUGAUUUUGACCCCAAGACUGGAUUGUUCCGUUGCCGGAUCCCAGGAGCCUACUACUUCUCCUUCACUGUUGGGAAAUACCCAAAGAAAAACUUGUCUGUCAUGCUGAUGAGAAACAAGAACGAGGUGCAGGUAAUUGUGUAUGACGAACAUCACCGCAAGGAACGGAAGGUGGCCAGCCAGAGUGCCAUGCUGCAGCUGGACUACGGGGACACAGUUUGGCUGCGUUUACAUGGAGAUCCCAAGUACGCUCUUUACAGCAAUGUGGGCCCCUAUACAACUUUCAAUGGCUACCUGAUCUAUCCAGACACUUCUGCCUUCUUCCAGAAUGCUCUUAGCUCUCAGGAGCUCGGCCCACACCCUCACACAAUUCAGCAGCUUCCCAGAGAGCAAAAUGAAGCUUCACAGCGACAUGUGUUGUCUGACCAACCAAACAGGGUACAAGACCCUCGCUCUGCGUUUUCUGUUGCCCGCUCACAAAGUCUCCUGGGGACAGAUGAGAAGCAGACCCAGCACGAGCCAAUCACAUUUGAUACAGAGUUCGUGAAUAUUGGAAAAGAUUUCAAUUCCUCCACUGGCGUCUUCACGUGCCGCAUACCUGGUGCAUACUAUUUCUCCUUCACCAUUGGCAAAAUGCCCUUUAAGACCAUGUCAGUGAAACUGAUGAAGAACCACAAUGAGGUGCAGGCCAUGAUCUAUGAUGACAACCACUCCAAGAGGCGGGAGAUGCAGAGCCAGAGCAUCAUGCUGCCUCUGCAAUACGGGGACACCGUUUGGCUCUACAGCCAUCAGCACGAUGGCUAUGGUGCCUACAGCAACCACGGCAAGUACAUCACCUUCACAGGCUUCCUCAUCUAUUCAGAGGCUCAGCCAAAGUGGCUUCCAGGUGCCAGCUCACCUCAAGGGUCAAACAAUUAAAUGCAGAUGUGAAAGGAGCAUAAGAAGAGCCAAGAUGCCAUAAACUGGGGUAUAGCUUCUCUGAAUAUCAUCCUCUACCUUGAGCAUGCUGUCAUGUGUCCAGUGCUUUCCUUAUGCUGCACGCUUGUGGCCUGUCUGCAGGGCCGCUGCUGUGUGUGCCAUUCAUCCAUAGAGAGCCCUUCCAGGCUGUAGCUGCGUGUCCUGUGUUGGUGUUUGAUUUAACAUAAAGCAUGAGGUAGUUUUGGGGCAGGGGUGGGGCAGCGUAGUGAGAUGCUGAGGAUCAGAGAACUACUGCAGAUCUCCAGCAUCCAGAGAGCAAAGGGUGUGGUGACUUUCCUUGUUUAUCCGGGGAGGGAAUAAAUGUAAUGAAAAUGAAUGUAAUAAAAAUACAAAAGAUG
Prinia subflava (tawny-flanked prinia) is the source of this 2170-nucleotide messenger RNA. It is a transcript of the gene C1QTNF4, whose product is annotated as C1q and TNF related 4. The record is from RefSeq and is a predicted model, not a curated record. Gene Ontology annotation, molecular function: protein binding. The coding region runs from base 669 to 1772 and encodes 367 amino acids. Lineage: Eukaryota; Metazoa; Chordata; Aves; Passeriformes; Cisticolidae. The transcript has 6 exons.